Messenger RNA from Acanthochromis polyacanthus (spiny chromis), 1377 nucleotides. It is a transcript of the gene myf5, whose product is annotated as myogenic factor 5. Gene Ontology annotation, molecular function: RNA polymerase II cis-regulatory region sequence-specific DNA binding; protein dimerization activity; DNA-binding transcription factor activity, RNA polymerase II-specific. The transcript has 4 exons. Lineage: Eukaryota; Metazoa; Chordata; Actinopteri; Pomacentridae. The record is from RefSeq and is a predicted model, not a curated record. Gene Ontology annotation, biological process: regulation of transcription by RNA polymerase II; positive regulation of myoblast differentiation; muscle organ development.
AUGUGGGCCCUAGGCUUUGGCCUGGGGGCAUAAAAGGGGGGCCUGGGGCAACAGACCACUCAUAUCACUCAGAGGGUUCCUCUCUUUCACCCUCAACAAGCCAUGGAUGUCUUCUCGCCAUCCCAGGUCUACUACGACAGAGCUUGUGCUUCGUCCCCAGACAGCCUGGAGUUCGGCUCCGGCAUGGAGCUCGCCGGCUCCGAGGAGGACGAACACGUCAGGGUUCCUGGAGCUCCUCACCAACCUGGACACUGCCUGCAGUGGGCCUGCAAGGCCUGCAAGCGCAAGUCCAGCUUUGUGGACCGCAGACGGGCCGCCACCAUGCGUGAACGCCGGCGGCUGAAGAAGGUCAACCACGCUUUCGAGGCGUUGAGGCGCUGCACCUCGGCCAACCCCAGCCAGCGUCUGCCCAAGGUGGAGAUCCUGCGCAACGCCAUCCAGUACAUCGAGAGCCUGCAGGAGCUGCUACGAGAGCAGGUGGAAAACUUUUACGGCCUGCCUGGAGAGAGCAGCUCUGAGCCCGGCAGCCCGCUGUCCAGCUGCUCUGAAGGCAUGGCUGACAGCAACAGUCCGGUGUGGCAACAGCUGAAUGCAAACUACAGCAGCAGCUAUUCAUAUGCAAAGAAUGAGAGUUUGGACGACAAAGCAGCCGGAGCUUCGAGUCUUCAGUGCCUGUCCAGCAUCGUGGACCGUCUGUCCUCGGUGGAGUCCAGCUGUGGACCGGCUGCUCUGAGAGACAUGACCACCUUCUCCCCCGGCAGCUCCGACUCGCAGCCCUGCACACCGGAGAGCCCCGGGUCCAGGCCCGUGUACCACGUCCUGUGAAGAGAAGCUCGCUAUGACGUGGAUAUACCGCCACAGGCACCAAACAACAAAGAAAACUAAAGAUGAGAACUAGUUUCGUGCAAAUCAGAGGAAGAAUCUGAGGACAUGUGGCAACCAGUGGUGGUUUUUUUUUAUUUUAUUUGACUGUACAUGAGAUUGUAAAUAUGUAAUGUAAAUGCCCAUUUAUUCUAUACAUGCUAUUAUACCCAAUGAGACAUAUUUAAUUAUGGCAGUUAAUGUGAUGUUGCAUUACUCAAAAAUGGUAUUUAAGCAACGUUGUAUCUUGUUAUGAUUCAUUGUGUUGUGAUCAUUAAAUCUUUUAUACAAAAGUGUUUGUUUCUUUGGACUUUUUUUGUCCAUUUGCUCUCACAGCUGCAAUGAGCUCAAACAGUGGCAAUGGAUUAAUGAAUGACAUGAAUCUUGACUAAAAAAAUGCUAAACGGUGCUUUUUCAGCAAAACAAAAUGUAAAAAUUACACAUCAAAAUAACAAAAUCAAGACAGAAAAUGACAAGACCGAGACAAAACGACAAAACAAGACAGAAAAUGAUAAA